Elephantulus edwardii (Cape elephant shrew) is the source of this 2880-nucleotide messenger RNA. RefSeq names its product SH3-domain binding protein 4 (gene SH3BP4). The transcript is spliced from 4 exons. Bases 1 to 2880 code for a protein of 959 amino acids. NCBI's taxonomy places the organism in Eukaryota, Metazoa, Chordata, Mammalia, Macroscelidea, Macroscelididae. The record is from RefSeq and is a predicted model, not a curated record. Gene Ontology annotation, cellular component: cytoplasm. Gene Ontology annotation, molecular function: protein binding.
AUGGCAGCUCAGCGCAUCCGAGCCACCAACUCCAGCGGCCUUCCCCGGUGCAAGUCCGAGGGGACCCUCAUCGACGGCUUCUCGGAGUCAAGCUUUACCGACAUCAAAGUGCCUUCCCCCAGUGCCUUGCUCGUAGACAAUCCUACGCCGUUCGGAAACGCCAAGGAGGUGAUAGCAAUCAGGGACUACUGUCCCAACAACUUCACCACGCUCAAGUUCUCCAAGGGCGACCACCUGUACAUCUUGGACUCGUCAGGCGGCGAGUGGUGGUACGCACACAACACCACCGAGAUGGGCUACAUCCCCGCCGCCUACGUGCAGCCCCUGAACUACCGCAACUCGACGCUGAGUGACAGUGGCAUGAUUGACAACCUCCCGGACAGCCCAGACGAGGUCGCCAAGGAGCUGGAUGUGCGGGGGGCGUGGACAGAUGAUAAGAAGGGGUCAGAUGAUAAGAAGGGGUCAGGCAAAGCCUACAGUAAUAACCCUUUCUGGAAAGGGGUGCAAAUGAACCCAUUCCUGAACGGGACCACGCCGGCAAUGCCCAGCACGGAUGAGCUGAACUCUAAAAGUACCGUGCUCUUCAACCCGGGCGUGCCCUCUCACCCCGAGCCCGGCUCCAGCACCACCAACAUCUUCGACGAGCUCCCGGCCUCCCACCGCCUCGCCUCGGAGGAGCCGACUGUCCGGCGCAACAACCCCUUCUUCCGGAGCAAGCGCUCCUACAGCUUGUCGGAGCUCUCCGUCCUCCAGGCCAAGUCGGACGCCCCCGCGUCCUCGGGCUUCUUCACGGGGCUCAAGUCCCCCGCCCCCGAGCAGUUCCAGAGCCGGGAGGACUUCCGCACCGCCUGGCUUCACCACCGCAAGCUCGCCCGGUCUUGCCACGACUUGGAUCUGCUGGGCCAGAGCCCAGGCUGGGGCCAGACGCAGGCGUUGGAGACCAACAUCGUGUGCAAACUGGACAGCUCCGGGGGUGUCCUGCAGCUCCCUGACACCAGCAUCACCAUCCACGUGCCCGAGGGGCACGUGGCCCCCGGCGACACUCAGCAGAUCUCGGUGAAGGCACUGCUGGACCCGCCGCUGGAGCUCAACAGUGACAGGUCGAGCAGCGUCAGCCCGCUGCUGGAGGUGAAGCUGAGCAACCUGGAGGUCAGGACCCCCAUCAGCCUGCACAUUAAAGUCUCCGCUGAGGUGAAGAGCGAACAUUUCAGCACCAGCUCGGUGAGUCUGCAGUGCCUGAGGAGUGACUCGAAGGAGGGCCCCUACGUCCACAUCCCUCUCAACUACAGCCACGGGGACACGGUCCAGGUGCACCUGGAGAACCUGGAGCCCUGCAUGUACCUGGCCAUCGUCGCUCACAGCGCCAGCAUCCUCUACCCGGCCACUGUGUGGGAUUUCAUCCACAAAAAGGUCACCGUGGGCCUCUACGGUCCCAAGCACAUCCAUCCGUCCUUCAAAACGGUGGUGACCAUCUUCGGGCACGACUGUGCCCCGAAGACGCUCCUGGUCAGCGAGGUCACCCGCCAGGCCCCCAGCCCCGCCCCUGUGGCCCUGCAUCUCUGGGGCAAGCACCAGUUCGUACUGUCCCGGCCUCAGGACCUCAAAAUUUGUAUGUACUCCAACAUGACCAACUACGAGGUGAGGGCCAGCGAGCAAGCCAAGGUGGUGAGAGGGUUCCAGAUAAAACUAGGCAAGGUGAGCCGCCUCAUCUUCCCCAUCACCUGCCACAAACCCGGCGAGCUCUCCGACUUCACCCUGAGGGUCCAGGUGAAGGAUGACCAGGGCGCCAUCCUCACCCAGUUCUGCGUCCAGACGCCCCAGCCCCCACCCAAGAGCGCCAUCAAGCCAAGUGGCCAGAGGAGGUUCCUCAAGAAGAACGAGGUGGGCAAGAUCACCCUGUCCCCGUUUGCCGCCAGCACCAAGUACCCGACCUUUCAGGACCGGCCCGUGGCCAGCCUCAAGUUUGGCAAGUUGCUCAAGACGGUGGUGCGGCAGAGCAAGAACCACUACCUGCUGGAGUACAAGAAGGGCGACAUGAUCGCCCUGCUCAGCGAGGAGAAGGUCCGGUUCAAGGGCCAGCUGUGGACCAAGGAGUGGUACAUCGGCUACUACCAGGGCAAGGUGGGGCUGGUGCACGCCAAGAACGUGCUGGUGGUGGGCAAGGCCAAGCCCAGCGUCUUCUCGGGCCCGGAGCUGAGCACGUCGGCGCUGCUGGAGCAAAUCCUGCAGCCCUGCAAGUUCCUCACCUACAUCUACGCCUCGGUGAGGAUGCUGCUCAUGGCGAACAUCAGCAGCUGGCGCACCUUCGCCGACACGCUGGGCUACGAGCACCUGCCGCUCACCGCCUUCUGCCGUGCCGAGCUGGACAACGAGUCAGAGUGCGUGGCGUCCGUCCUGGAGAAGCUGAAGGAGGACUGCAACAUGGACAACAUGGACAGGAGGUCCUUCCAGAAGGAGCUGAUGAUGGCCUUACUGAAGAUGGACUGCCAGGGGCUGGUGGUUACACUCAUCCAGGACUUCGUGCUCCUGACCACGGCUGUCGAGGUGGCGCAGCGCUGGCGGGAGCUGGCUGAGAAGCUCGCCAAGGUCUCUAAGCAGCAGAUGGAUGCGUAUGAGUCCCCGCACCGUGACAAGAACGGGCUGGUGGACAGCGAGGCCAUGUGGAAACCUGCGUAUGACUUCUUACUAACGUGGAGCCACCAGAUGGGGGACAGUUACCGCGAUGUCAUCCAGGAGCUGCACACUGGCCUGGACAAAAUGAAAAACCCCAUCACCAAGCGCUGGAAACACCUCACAGGAACACUGAUCCUGGUGAACUCGCUGGAUAUUCUGAGAGCAGCUGCCUUCAGCCCGGUGGACCAUGAUGACUCUGUGAUUUGA